Aspergillus nidulans FGSC A4 is the source of this 1701-nucleotide messenger RNA. RefSeq names its product proteasome regulatory particle lid subunit RPN5. The coding region runs from base 131 to 1594 and encodes 487 amino acids. The transcript has 5 exons. The record is from RefSeq and is a predicted model, not a curated record. NCBI's taxonomy places the organism in Eukaryota, Fungi, Ascomycota, Eurotiomycetes, Eurotiales, Aspergillaceae. Gene Ontology annotation, cellular component: proteasome regulatory particle, lid subcomplex; nucleus.
CUCUGACCUUAUCCCCCAUCGCAUCUUCUAUAUCUCGGCGAGCCUCGGCUGUCUUCAUAUUGCUGAUAAUAACAUACCUUUUGUCCGCUCAAUUCCGGCCGUCGAUUAUAUCACACAAACGCUUUUCACCAUGUCCGGAGUCUUGAAACCGGAGAAGGACUUCUCCAAAGAUGCUGACAAGCUGAUCCCCGAAGCUGAGCAGCUUGCAAAGACGGAUGUACAAGGUGCGAUUGACAAGCUGCUACUGUUGGAAAAACAAGCAAGACAGUCAUCCGAUUUGCCUACCACUUCUCGAUUACUCGUAACUAUCGUCACAAUCAGCAAGAACACUGGUGACUGGAACCUGCUCAAUGACCAAGUCCUCCUUCUUUCCAAGAAACACGGCCAGCUCAAGCAAGCUAUUUCGAGGAUGGUGCAGACCGUGAUGAGUUUCUUGGACGAGACCCCGAAUAUGGAGACCAAACUAUCAGUUAUCCAAACCUUGCGGACUGUCACGGAGGGAAAGAUCUUUGUCGAAGUCGAGAGAGCUCGUGUCACACGCAUUCUGUCUCAGAUCAAGAAGUCCCAGGGUGAUCUGAACGCCGCCGCCGAUAUUCUUUGCGAACUCCAAGUCGAGACAUUUGGAUCGAUGACGAGAAGGGAGAAGACCGAAUUCAUCCUAGAACAAGUCGCACUCUGCAUUGAGCGUGGCGAUUGGACGCAAGCGACAGUUCUUAGCCGGAAGAUCAAUAAACGAUACUUCGCCCGAAAGCCCAAGAAGAGCGCUGAGGAGAUUGAGAAGCUCAAGAAGGAGGCUGAGGAAAGAGAAAAGACCCGCGCACCGGACGAGGCUCCUAUGGAAGUGGACGACGACGUCACGGACCUGAAGCUUCGUUAUUACGAACAGCAGAUCAUUCUUGCCAACCAUGACUACAAAUACCUGGAUGUUUGCAAACACUACAGAGAGGUGCUUGAUACGGAUUCGGUACAAGAGAAUCCCGAACAGCUACGAGCGGUCCUUGCGCGCAUUGUAUACUACAUCGUACUAUCGCCUUACGACAACGAGCAAUCUGAUUUACUGCACCGCAUUCAACAGGACACUAGACUCUCCGCUGUUCCUGUUGAAUCUCGUCUGGUGAAGCUCUUUACUGUCCCCGAACUUAUGCGCUGGCCCAUUGUUGCGGAGCAAUUUGGUCCUCAUCUGUGCAACACUGAUGUUUUCAGCCCUAAGCCGAGUCAGUCUGCCGAAGACCGGCCAUACAGAAGAUGGCAAGACCUUCGCAAGCGUGUCAUUGAACAUAAUGUGCGAGUGGUGGCAAAAUACUACACUCGCAUUGAGAUGGGCCGGUUGACUCAGUUACUGGACCUUACCGAGGAAGAAACAGAGAAGUACAUCAGUGAACUGGUUACAUCGAAGACUAUCUACGCAAAGAUUGACCGACCAGCACGGCUGGUCAAUUUCGCCAAGCCUCGCGAUGCUGACGAUGUGCUAAAUGAGUGGAGCAGCGACAUGAGGAGCCUUUUGGGCCUACUGGAGCGCAUCGACCACCUUAUUACCAAAGAAGAGAUGAUGGCCCGUAUUUUGCCCACCCGGGAAAAGGCGAAGGCUCGUUGAUUAACUUCGAAAGAACACCAACACGACGGAGGGAGAUGCGUAAACGGGUGUAAAGUACAUCUUUACAAUAGUAGGAUUGCUAAUCCGCAUGACCAAUGCUCACUAUU